Molecule: messenger RNA, 1815 nt
Organism: Candida tropicalis MYA-3404
Lineage: Eukaryota; Fungi; Ascomycota; Pichiomycetes; Serinales; Debaryomycetaceae
Gene: ALG11
Product: alpha-1,2-mannosyltransferase
Exons: 1
Coding region: 1-1815 (604 amino acids)
Biological process (GO): protein N-linked glycosylation
Cellular component (GO): endoplasmic reticulum membrane
Molecular function (GO): GDP-Man:Man(3)GlcNAc(2)-PP-Dol alpha-1,2-mannosyltransferase activity
Source: RefSeq, a predicted model, not a curated record
AUGUAUUUUAUAAUAUUUGUGGUGUCGGUUGUUUACUUGACGUACAAGUUAUUUACAGCUGUCUUACCACAUCAUUUGUUGGUUCCAAGUCAAUCUUGGAAGGAAAAAAUCACCAAAGUAAUUGAAUAUCCCAAACCGAUUUAUUUGGAAGUUGGGACCAAGAGAUCAAGUUAUAGAAGACGAUUGAUACUUGCUAGCAAAAAUCCAUCAUUUUACACAAAUUUUAGAAAUAACAAGUUGAAAAUCAAUCCUGAGGAUUCCAAAGAUGGAGAAAAUUUCUUGAAUGAAAUGAGAAGAAGGGAUGCCCACGAUCCUAAACGUAGGGUGAUUUACGGGUUUUUCCAUCCGUAUGCAAACAAUGGUGGCGGAGGUGAACGUGUAUUAUGGCAGGCUAUAAAGGCAACAUUAUUGGCUGAUGAUAAAAAUAUCUGUGCCAUAUACACCACUAACAUUGAAGCAGAACCAUUGGAUAUCUUAAACAAAGCAGAAAACAAGUUUCAAAUUGAUGGUUUAGAUCACUCUAGAAUUGUUUUUAUCUAUUUGAGAAGAUUCAAUCGUUUGAUUGAUGGUGCAUACUGGAAACAUUUCACGUUAAUUGGUCAAUUGUUCGGUACUGCCUUGUUAACUUUCGAAGCUAUAUUUGAAUUAGCUCCUGAUGUAUGGAUAGAUACCCAAGGUUUACCAAGUAGCUACUUGUUGGUAUCUACUUCUUUAAAAAUUCCAAUUAUGGCCUAUACUCACUAUCCCAUUUUACAGCUGGAUAUGUUUGGUAAAUUAAAAUUUCAAAGGUUUGCUGAUUUGAAGAAGUUCAGUAUUAUCAGGGUUAGAGAUUACUUGUCAUUUGGAAAACUUGUUUAUUGGUCUUUGUUGUACUACUUUUAUGUAUUUCUUGGAACCAAAGUAAACAUUGCUUUAGCUAAUGGAAGCUGGACGUAUGAACACUUGACAAGAAUCUGGACUUUCAAUCCAGCUUUUGGUCACAAAUUAGAAAUCCUAUACCCACCAUGUGGUACCGAAUACUUGACUGCAAACAUUGAUGUGACCAAACCCAGAGAAAACAAAAUGUUAUACUUAGCCCAAUUUCGUUCAGAAAAACGCCAUGAUUUGUUAUUGCUGGAAUAUGGAUCUUUCUUGAAGAAGAACUAUCCAGGAGUAACAAAACCUACUGAAGAAAUCCCAACCAUUGUUUAUGCUGGAUCGUGUCGUACUGCAGAUGACACAGCUACCUUAAAGUCUUUACAGAAGCAAGUUGAUGAUUUGGAAUUGACCGAGUUUGUUACAUUCAGAGUUGAUAUCUCCUAUGACGAAGUGGUUGAGCUAUUGUCCACCUGUAAAUUUGGUCUUAAUGCUAUGUGGAAUGAACAUUUUGGAAUUGGUGUGGUUGAAUAUAUGGCAAGAGGGUGUAUUCCAAUAGUUCAUGCAUCCGCUGGUCCAUUGUUAGAUAUAGUUGGUAAUGACCAAUUGGACAAUUGGAACUCAGAAACAGGAUUUUUCUUCAAAAGCUACAAUGACCCUGAUUUGGACAAAAGUCUUCAGGAGAAGGUUAUCAAUGGAUUUGUUGCCUAUGAAUUAAAUGGACACAUCAUCAAUUAUCCGACAUUUGCAUCCUUGUUAACUGAAAUAUUUGUCGUUGAUAGAUCUUUCAUUAGUGAUGCAAAACUAAUUAAGAUGCGUCAAAAUGACCAACAACUCGUAAAACAGAAGUUUUCCAACAAGACAUUUAAUGAAUCCUGGAUUCUGUAUAUUAACGAAUUAGAUGCCAUGGAAAAGGAUUUCAGAGAAGAAAACAGAUCUAAUGUUGAAAAGGUGUUCUAG